UGAAAACAUGAGAACGGAAACAGCCGUUCAUAAUGCUCUGAAUAUACUAUAUUUAUCAAACUGAGGAAUUACUGCAGGAGAAACAACUGGUAUACUAUAGUAAAGAUGGAGAUUAAGGAGGAACCCUGCAGAAUAAAAGAGGAAGAGGCCGAGGAACUAAUAGGCCCCGUGGAGCUGGAUGAACUCAAAAAACAGCCUCAUCAUAUCAAAAAUGAAGAUGGAAAUGCAGCUGAGCAAAAUUUUACAAAGAAACAAGUGCAAAACACUGAAGUCAAAGAGCUGUUCACCUGCUCUGAGUGUGGUAAGAGUUACAUAUAUAAAUCCUCCCUUAAAAAACACAUGAGUGCUCACAGUGGAGAAAAGCUGUUCGCAUGUACUCAAUGUGGAAAGAGUUACAUGUACAAAUCAGAUCUUAACAGGCACAUUAAAGUUCACAAUGGAGAAAGACCUUAUACGUGCGCCGAGUGCGGAAGCAGUUUCAUUUAUAAAGGACAUUUAAAGGAGCAUAUGAAGAUUCACAGCGGGGAAAAACCGUUCACGUGCGCUCAAUGCGGAAACAGUUUCAUGUACAACAAAGACUUAAAUGCGCACAUGAAGAUUCACAGCGGAGAAGACAUGUUCGAGUGCACUCAUUGUGGAAAAAAGUUCACACGUAAAGGACACUUGAAUGUGCACCUGAGAGUUCACACUACAGAUAAACCGUUCGCAUGCACUGAAUGUGGGAAGAGUUUUAAAUAUAAAAGCGUGCUCAAUAAUCAUCUGCACACUCAUGCUGAAGUCAAGUCGUUUAGCUGCGAUCAGUGCGGUAAGUCAUUUGUUUGUGCAUCAAACUUAAGAACACAUCUUAAAGUUCACACUGGUGUGAAGCCUUACAUUUGUGCGUUUUGUGGAAAGACGUUUCUACAUAUGAGUUAUUUAAAAUUGCACCAGAACACUCACACCGGAGCGAAACCUCAUGUGUGUUCAGUCUGCGGCAGGAGCUUCAGUUUGUUGAGCAACCUAAAAAAGCACAAGAGGAUUCACACCGGAGAGAAACCGUACAAGUGUUCACACUGUGGGAAGAGUUUCUCCUGUUCGUCGGCUGUGAAAGCUCAUGUGAGGAUUCACACCGGAGAAAAGCCGUAUCAGUGCUCGUCAUGUGGGAGGAGGUUCGCUCUUUUUCAUAAUAUGCGAAGUCAUGAAAAAAAACAUCGGCUAAAGCUGUCAUCGUGAGCAAACGUUUAUUGUAUUUCUUUGUAAAACCUAUACAGAAAUCUAAAAUAAGACAUUAUAAUCAAAUCAAAUGUGUUUUAAUCUUAUAUAUUCUUGCUGCCAUCGCUAUGAGGGUUGAUCCUGUAAAAAAUGCUGGAUUCCACACAAUCGAUUUGUGAAUUUUUUUAGUUUAGCCCUGCACAAUAUAUUGUUUAAGCAUCAAGAUUGCAAUGUUUUAUUAUUAUUAUUAUUAUUAUUAUUAUUAUUAUUAUACACUCAAUGGCCAUUUUAUUAGGUACACCUUACUAGUCACGGGUUGGACCCUUUUUGCCUUUGGAACUGCUUUAAUCCUUCGUGGUGUAGAUUCAACAAGAUACUGGAAAUAUUCCUCAGAGAUUUUGCUCCAUAUUGACGUGACAGCAUCACACAGUUGCUGCAGAUUUGUCAGCUGCACAUCCAUGAUGCC
Danio aesculapii is the source of this 1657-nucleotide messenger RNA. RefSeq lists its product as uncharacterized. The transcript has 3 exons. NCBI's taxonomy places the organism in Eukaryota, Metazoa, Chordata, Actinopteri, Cypriniformes, Danionidae. Bases 106 to 1212 code for a protein of 368 amino acids. The record is from RefSeq and is a predicted model, not a curated record.